CGGAAGUGCUCGGUCAGACAGCAGCGCGGGAAAAGCGCUGUUUGGAUGAAAGCGGGAAGUGACACUCGGAUCUGUGCGGAGCAUUUGUUACAGUUAUUCCAACCUAAAUUGUCCAGUCCAACAGUUUCAGGAUGAAGGUGGUAACUUGUGAGAUCGCCUGGCAUAAUAAGGAGCCAGUAUACAGUAUGGAUUUCCAGCAGAAGGGGGAGGGAAGGAUACAGCGCCUGGCUACAGCCGGAGUAGACACCACUGUUCGGAUGUGGCGUGUGGAUAGAGGCCCUGAUGGGAAGGCUGUCGUUGAAUUUUUGUCUAACUUGGCACGACAUACUAAAGCAGUGAAUGUGGUGCGUUUUUCACCGGCUGCUGAACUCUUGGCUUCUGGAGGGGAUGAUGCAGCUAUCCUGCUUUGGAAACUAAAUGACAGUAAGGAACCCGAACCGACCCCAACCUUCCAGGAAGAAGAAGAUUCUCAACUCAAUAAAGAGAGUUGGAGUGUGGUGAAGACUUUAAGGGGACACAUUGAGGAUGUGUAUGAUAUAUCGUGGACCAGCGAUGGAAAUUAUAUGGUUUCUGGCUCUGUUGACAAUACUGCCAUCAUGUGGGACAUCAACAAAGGUCAAAAGAUGUGCAUCUUUAAUGAUCAUAAGAGUUAUGUGCAGGGAGUGUCAUGGGACCCUCUUGGACAGUACAUUGGCACCCUGAGCUGUGACAGGGUUAUGCGUGUGUACAGUGCUCACACCAGGAAGAAAGCUUGCAGCGUGAGUAAGAUGACAUCAGCUGGUACUGCAGAUGGAGAGGUUAAGAACUACAAAAUGUUCCAUGAUGACAGCAUGAGAUCAUUCUUCAGACGUCUCACCUUCACACCAGAUGGGUCAUUCCUCCUUGCACCAGCUGGGUGUGUUGAAGCUGGAGAGAAUGUCACAAACACCACAUACGUGUUUUCCAGGAAAAGCUUUAAAAGGCCCAUAGCUCAUCUGCCCUGUCCAUCUAAAGCAACUCUGGCUGUGCGCUGCUGCCAAGUUUUUUUUGAGCUCAGGACCAAAAGAGAUGAAGAUGGUUCACUGAAGCCUGUGUCAAACACAUUCAAUUUACCAUAUCGGCUAGUGUUUGCAGUUGCGUCAGAAGACUCCAUCUUCUUUUAUGACACACAACAGAUGCUACCAUUCGGAUACGUGUCUAAUAUCCACUACCACACACUCAGUGAUCUCAGCUGGUCUCGAGAUGGCUCCUUCUUGGCUGUGUCCUCCACAGAUGGCUACUGUUCCUUCGUGUCUUUUGAGGAAGGAGAGCUCGGAACCCCAUUAAAGGAACCGCCUCAGUUGGAGAUGGUUACCCCAUCCUCCACCAAUGAAAAGAAAGGCAAGAGACUUUCAGCCAAUGGCAGGACCGCUUCUCCAGUGCCUCGCCCUACCAACACACCAACUGCACAGGAAAAGACCAAAGAGGUGUCUGCUGGGCCUUCCGUCUCUAAGACCACCAGCAUACCUGGUCCAGAAGAAAAACGCACACCAAAAGCGCUAAAAAACAAACCUCAGCCCAGACGGAUUACACUCAGCACCCUGGAGGGGUGGGGCAAGCCCAGCACCCCCAAAUCACCAGCAACUACCUCUAAUACAGCCCCCAGCACCCCUAAAUCCGCUCCCUCUACACCUGCCUCCAGCAAAGGACCCCUUACACCCCAUACAACCCCUAGUACUCCUCUCGGGCCCCUUAACUGUAAAGGUGGCACUACUCCAAAGGGACCCACGCCCAGACGAAUUUCACUGACUCCAGUUGUAUCCAGGUCCCCCUCUGGGGGAUUUGUCACUCCAUCUUCUACUGAGAAAGCCAAACAUGAAAGACCAUCUCCACCCAACGAUCCAUCUUGCAAACCACCAGAAUCUAAAAGGUCUAAGACUGAUGAUCCAAAUGGCUCUGGCCAGGGCAGUGAGCAAAGUGUGAGCACAGAACAAAGUGUCAACAAAGUGUAGAAGAGUGUAUCUGUUUUUAAGAAGAAAAAAAUAUUCUCCUAAACUUCGGUUAUUAAAAUUAAUUUGUUUGAAUUUAUGGACAUUUUUAGUAUUGAACUGUCUGUUUACAUUUUGUCUGGAAAAGGUGUCAAGAAUGUUUAGAAGUAUUUUGAGUACUAAACACUUUUGAAAACUC
This is a messenger RNA of Triplophysa dalaica, 2145 nucleotides long. It is a transcript of the gene chaf1b, whose product is annotated as chromatin assembly factor 1, subunit B. Gene Ontology annotation, molecular function: protein binding. Gene Ontology annotation, biological process: DNA replication-dependent chromatin assembly; nucleosome assembly. The coding region runs from base 132 to 1970 and encodes 612 amino acids. The transcript is spliced from 14 exons. Gene Ontology annotation, cellular component: CAF-1 complex; nucleus. The record is from RefSeq and is a predicted model, not a curated record. Lineage: Eukaryota; Metazoa; Chordata; Actinopteri; Cypriniformes; Nemacheilidae.